ACCUCAGAAACACUCAAAACCCAUCAACAAACAUCAGAAAUCUUCUCUUCAACACACAUAAAAACAAUCUUUUGUUCAAAACUUUCAAGAGCUAGCUUCUUUUUUCUCAUCUUAAAUCCCUCAAAAAUCCUCAUUUCUAAGUUACAAAAAUGGCACCCAAUGUUUUUGGUCUUGCAACCAAGGCUACUAGUUUGGCCAAGGCAGCAAGUUUGCCAAGGCGUGCUUAUGUGACGUUCUUGGCAGGCAACGGUGAUUACUGGAAAGGUGUGGUUGGUUUGGUCAAGGGAUUGAGAAAGGCAAAAUCUGCUUAUCCACUUGUUGUGGCUUGUUUGCCUGACGUCCCUGCGGAACAUCGACGUAUACUCAUCAACCAAGGUUGCAUCGUUCGAGAGAUCGAGCCUGUUUACCCUCCAGAGAACCAAACUCAAUUUGCUAUGGCUUAUUAUGUCAUCAACUAUUCCAAACUCCGUAUAUGGGAGUUUGUGGAGUAUAGCAAGAUGAUAUACUUGGAUGGGGAUAUCCAGGUGUUUGAUAACAUAGACCACCUCUUUGACUUGCCAGAUGGCUAUUUCUAUGCGGUGAUGGAUUGUUUCUGUGAGAAAACUUGGAGUCACACCCCACAGUAUAAGGUUGGGUACUGCCAACAGUGCCCAGAUAAGGUCCAGUGGACUGAAGAUUUGGGCCCUAAGCCACCUCUAUACUUCAAUGCUGGCAUGUUUGUCUUUGAGCCAAGUCUCUCCACUUAUGAUGAUCUCUUGAAGACCCUCAAAGUUACCCCUCCUACUCCAUUUGCUGAGCAGGAUUUCUUGAACAUGUUUUUCAAAGAUGUCUACAAGCCAAUUCCAAACAACUACAACUUGGUACUAGCUAUGUUGUGGCGUCACCCAGAGAAUGUGGACCUUAACAAGGUGAAAGUUGUUCACUAUUGUGCUGCGGGGUCUAAGCCAUGGAGGUAUACUGGCAAAGAAGAAAACAUGGAUAGAGAAGACAUUAAGAUGCUGGUGAAGAACUGGUGGGAUAUUUACAAUGACGAGUCAUUGGAUUACAAGAAUGCCAACGUGGCUGCUGUUGAUGGCGAAGCUGAAGCUAACAAAUUUAUGGUUGCAAUUUCAGAGGCUGGUGUUCUGCACUAUAUUACUGCUCCAUCAGCCGCUUAGAUUAUUAAUAAUUGCAUGCUUUGUACUUGUUUUUAGUUUUUUUGUUCUUUCUGAUUUUACUUUGAUAUGUAUAGGGUCUUAAAGAAGCAAAAUAUACUAGUUUUACAGAGCGCUACUCUUAGAUUACAAGAGAUAGAGAUUGUCUGUAUAAUAUAACAGGCAAUUUCAGUAGUUCUACAAGUUUCGAGUUCUGAUUUCUUUUUCUCUUCUUUUGUUUUAUGGAUAUUGGAAGAGUACAUAAAUGAAGUAUGUAUUUACGUUAAUC
Molecule: messenger RNA, 1422 nt
Organism: Lycium ferocissimum
Lineage: Eukaryota; Viridiplantae; Streptophyta; Magnoliopsida; Solanales; Solanaceae
Product: galactinol synthase 2
Exons: 3
Coding region: 150-1157 (335 amino acids)
Molecular function (GO): glycosyltransferase activity
Source: RefSeq, a predicted model, not a curated record